AUUUCGUCACAUACUAUAUUUCUUUGCACUGGCGAAAAACGGUUUCGUGUGGUUUAGGUUGGAUUCUCACAGCAUAAAACAUAUUUUUUUCUGCGACCGGCGCUGAUAUCAUCACGCAAGGGAUAUCACAAUAUGUUUAGUCACGUGCCGCAGGCUCACUAGGUCAUACACGAAGUGAAUUCAGCCGCGUGGUUGUCCCGGUUCGAAUGUCUCUAUGGCUUCCUCGCGAUUGUUUCGAUAGUGAUCCUCCCCCGCGCGCGAAGAUUGUUUCUGUCUACGUAACUCAGCGGUUAAAGCUUCUGCGAAAGAGGCUGUGAAGUUUUUCGAUUCCGGUGAAUGAAUUCGGGGAUCGUGUGUUUGCUGUUCUCUGCGGGUGUGUGAACAUUCGAGCGUUUUCUUCGGUUUACCUAUUGGCAGCGUUGCCCCCUUACUGGCUAGCUAACUCGUUCAAAACGAUCCGUCACCAUUCAGCGCUAGAAUGCCGAAAGAUGACGAACGGAGCAUUAUACCGGAUUUACCGCGAGGUCCCCUGUGCGAGUACCGAGGGCUGGCAAAGUUCAACUGGAAGGACUUUAAGCUGGUACUGGAGGACCCUACGCUGAUACGGAUAAAGUACAAUGUCUGGCGCAAACUGGAAUCGGAACCGUUGUUCACUCCGCUGUCCUCGACACUGUCCGCCGACCAGCAGAAGGAACGCGCGGCGAAACAGGUCAACCGCGUAGCGGAUUUGGAACUCGCUCCCGCGGACAUCUACUCGAUGGAUUACAAGUACAGGGUGCGCUAUCUGAUGAGCAUCAACGAGGCGUUGCAUGCGGUGUGUCCCAGCAUGUCGGUCAAGAUUGCCCUUGGGGUGGGACUGUUCACGAAUUCUCUGCUAGCGAUGGGUACAGAGAGGCAUUCGGCCAUCUAUAAUGCAGCCUGGAAUAGAGAGAUAAUCACCUGUCUAGCCAUUACGGAAGUCAGCCAUGGUAGUAAUACCAAGCGGUGUCGAACAACGGCCACAUAUGACCCCAAAACGCAAGAGUUUAUUAUCAAUACACCCGAUUUUGAGGCGGCCAAGGCUUGGGUUGGAAAUUUGGGUAAAACGGCCUCGAUAGCACUACUGUUUGCCAUUCUGUACACCAGUGAUGGACAGAACCAUGGCCUACAAGGUUUCCUGGUACCGAUCAGGGAUCCCAAGACACUGCUACCAUAUCCGGGGGUGAUUGUUGGUGAUAUUGGGGAGAAAAUCGGCCUCAACGGAAUAGAUAAUGGGUUCGUAAUGUUCAACAACUAUCGGAUACCGAGGGAGAACAUGUUGAAUCGGGCGGGAGACGUUACACCGGAGGGUGUCUACGAGAGCACCUUCAACGAACCGGGCAAGAUUCUGGGCGCUGUGUUGGAAUCCUUUUCCGCCGGUCGGUUAGGGAUUAUGCAAGAAUCGUCAAAUACACUUUCGCAUGCGGCAGUCAUUGCGGUGCGGUACGCGGCACUAAGGAAGCAGUUCGGACCCGAGAAGGAUGGACCCGAGCAGUCUAUUAUUGAGUAUCAGCUUCACCAAUGGAGAAUAUUUCCGUACUUAGCAGCGGCUUGUAUACUUAAGGUGUCGGUGUUUGCCCUCACCGAGAUCUAUCUGGAAACCGUUCAGAAAUCUCAAGCCGAAUCCAAUGGGUUUGAGCUUCUGACGCAGAUCGUCUCGGAGAUUCACGCGCUGGUGUCCUCGUCGAAGCCGUUGGUUACGUGGACGGCGCGGGAUGCUAUUCAGGAGUCGCGGGAAGCAUGCGGAGGCCAUGGUUACUUGAAGGCGGCCAACCUUGGGGAGCUGAGGAACAAUCAUGAUCCCAGUUGUACUUACGAGGGUGACAACAAUGUGCUCGGUCAGCAGGCAUCGAAUUGGCUACUACGGCAGUGGAACGGAUUCAAGGUGGAGAGUCCCGUGGGCUCGGCUAAUUUCAUCGAGCGAAGGGAGCUUAUAUUGAAGAAUACCUUUGACACGGUGGUGCGCGCGAACUGCCGGGUGGAGAGUUCAGAAUUUAUCACACAAUGCUACGAAUGGUUGAUGUGUUGGCUUCUGGAGUCAACUUCGGAGAAAAUUAAACACGACGAGGAACAGCUUGGCGUUGACCGGUUUAAGGCAAGGAACGAUUCACAGGUUUACCGCGCAAGAGAACUGAGUCGAGCGUAUGCAGAAUAUUACGCAAUGGAAAGUUUCAGAACUCGUUGCGAGCGUCAUGACGUCUCGGAGGACCUCAAGCCAGUAUUAUUGAAUGUGUACCUCCUGUACGGGAUGUGGUGCAUCGAUCGGCAUCUGGCCACUUUCUACGCGGGGGGUUUCGCCAGCGGUCCGCGUUUCGCAGAUUCUGUCCGAUGCACACUGCUGAAAGCGUGCGAACAGUUCAAGGACUCCGCGGUUUCCGUGGCGGACGCCCUCGCGCCACCAGACUGGGUCCUCAACUCCGUGCUUGCAAAGUCCGACGGACGACUAUAUGAGAACAUUCAGACCGUUUUCAUGACCAACCCUGGAGCAAUGGAACGGGCCUCCUGGUGGAAGGAUAUCAUCCCGACCAAGAUGAAGUCGAAGUUGUAAAAUGCGCGAAGCGAAGUCAGUCAGUCUUAAAACGAAACGGGUCACGAAGAGCAGGACGGAAUGUAUGUGUGUUAAGUGCAAUCAAUCAUUUUGUGUAGGUGUAAAUGUUGACUACAUAAAAACCCCUCCCUCCGGAAGUGAAUUCUAACUGUGAGUUUUCCAAACGUACCACCAAUUGUGACGAACACAAUGUAUCCUAUUUGUUGUGCGAGGGAAGAUCGAUACGAAUCUUUUUACGAUUCGCAUAUAUUAUGGAAUAUCAAGCAACAUGUGUCUUAUCUUUGAAAUCUAGAUAUUAUAUACGAGAGUAAGAUCCAAUCAUUGUACCAUCUCAUUAUACACCUUCUGAGUACUUUUAGAUGUUGAACGGCUUGUCUAUUUAUUCCUGUUAUAUUUACACACUAUCUCUUUGUUGGCUGUCAUCCCCUUUGCAUGAUGGGUGAUAUAAUCAAUAAUUGUAUAUCCGUGUUACCGUUUUUCCAUCUCCAGUUCGGAAAAAAACCCAAGUGGUCCCAAAAAUGCAGUUAUCUAUAUUUACAUUAUGUUGAAGUGAAUUGAAGAUGUUCGCUUUAAGCCUGUUUUCCAUAUUCUUUACUAUUAUAUUCUCUAUUAAGUGUUACAUGUUUCCGCGAGAGUGAUGUAGGCGUCCGGAAGAAGCCGACGGAAAUCGGUCAGUUGCCUUUGCUUCGAUUGUUUUGAGCGUAUUUGAAGAACGAGUAAACCAACGUCGAACCCUGCAUUUAUUGUGACGAAAUAAAGCAAAGUGGAGUAUGAA
Messenger RNA from Toxorhynchites rutilus septentrionalis, 3341 nucleotides. Its product is annotated as peroxisomal acyl-coenzyme A oxidase 3. The transcript has 6 exons. Lineage: Eukaryota; Metazoa; Arthropoda; Insecta; Diptera; Culicidae. The coding region runs from base 479 to 2566 and encodes 695 amino acids. The record is from RefSeq and is a predicted model, not a curated record. Gene Ontology annotation, biological process: lipid homeostasis; fatty acid beta-oxidation using acyl-CoA oxidase. Gene Ontology annotation, cellular component: peroxisome. Gene Ontology annotation, molecular function: pristanoyl-CoA oxidase activity; FAD binding; fatty acid binding.